AUGACCAUUCCACUCUCGACCGGAGAUCGUGUCUUUGUUGCCAUUGCAUGGCCGUCGUGGUACUCGCGCCCGCGGUGGCGCUUGGGCCCACCGGCCGGCACCGUCCGCUACUGCGGAGCCGUCCGCUUUGAUGUCGAUGACGCGCUACCAGGCAAUCCUAUCUGGGUCGGCAUCGAGCUUGACGAGCCUAUUGGCAACACAAACGGUGUUGUCCGUGGCGUCCGCUACUUUGACUGCCACCAAACCCGCGGCCGCCUCGUGCCCAUCCGUAACGUUCGCCGGGCGCCUCCAGGGAUUCCUGCGCCGCGCGCCCGCCGGGUCGACGUCGCCCAUCCGACGCCUACCCCUGAGCCAGCGCCCGAGAAGUCCUGGGACGCAGCGGUUCCUCUCCGGCCCAAAUCCCGGUCGCCAAAGCGUGUUAUCGGCUCCGCCGCUCUCGCAGCCUAUCCGAUCGGCGCGCGGGUCGUCGUCGACGCUGCUCUGCCGUCUGCCGCCGCCGCCGGCCUCAACGGCCACUCGACAGCGCUCAUCGGCUCAGUGGUCUAUUGCGGUUCUGUAUCCUGGGCCGCCUCCACUCGCGACAGCGUGUGGGUGGGAGUCAUUCUCGAUGAGCCGUUUGGCAACACCACCGGCGCCGUCAACGGCGAGGUAUUCUUCCGCUGCCCGAAGCGCUACGGUCGCUUUGUGCCGGCCUCGCUCCUGGACGCUGACACUGCUGUCGACAGCGGCGACGAGAUACUGCUGGCCGACGAGCCAUACGUCCUCCACCGAGACGCCACGUCCACCUCGUCUGCCGUCGAGCUGGUGCUUGCCUCGCUAGUCGAGGGCAGUGUCGGCAUACAGCUCCCAACCGUCGACGAGGCAAGAGGCGUGGUUGCGGCGGCUGCCGCCGCCCUCUCGGCGGGUGCAGGCCAACUCGCAGACCUUGAUCCGAACGAGCAAGUUGUGCUUGCUGCCAGCGUGCUGGCCAACGCCCCGGUCAUCUUGUCGGUGCAGGAGGGGAGCUCAGCGUCGGUCUGGUUUGACGCUGUCGCCGCUGAGCUCGACGCAACACCUCCGGCACGGGUCUUCUUUGUUCCGGCCGACAGAGCCGAUUCGGUCGGAGCAGGACGGCUGUAUGCGCUGGAGGCAGUCGAGGACGUGGGGGGCCUGCGGAUGGUCAUGGCUCGCGGUCAUCAAGAAUGGCAGUCACCCUCGGCGCAGUGGCACUCGAAAGCGCAGGCGUGGAGUCCGCAGCUCCGGGCUGUCUUUCGCGCACCGGGUCUGCCGGAUGCAACCACCUUGCGAAUGACCGGCCGCGAGCUUGCAAGCGACGGGCGCUCCCUGCUGCGUGUGCACACCACCGGCUUGGAGCCCACUGCGUGCGCGUGGCGCUGGCCGCCGCGCGGCCGCUCGCAUCCGGGCCUCCUUACCGUAGUCUCUGCGAGCUCGGCCUUUGUGCGGUGGCGUGCACCCGAGGCGUGUGCCAUCGGUGCCAAGGUCUCGUGGACGGUGGCGCUUGCUCCGACAGCCCGCCCGCUGGAGCGCAUCAUGCCGUGCUCCGGAAAGCGGGUGCUGGAGCUGUGGCACACUGCCGAGUUCCGCGGCCUACUCCGCGGCACGUAUAUGAUCAUUGCAACAGCUGAGACAGCAGCGUCUGAGCCGGCGCUCGAGCGCCAGGUAUCGAUGGUCAUCGACGUGGUACCGGAGAAGGCACACGCGCUAUGGGGUAACGACGCCGUUGCCGCCACGCCGACUCCGCUCGACUGCGCCACCGGCGAGCCUCCGCCUACAGGAUCGCUGGCGGUUAUGCUGGGGCGGGCGCUGGUCGAUGCUGCGGCUGCGUCUGGUCGGAUCAAGAUCCACGGCGCCGGCCUUGUCACUCGCCUGCUUGACUACGGCGAGGGAGUAGUGGUGGUAUGUGCCAACCCGGACGAUGCGCUCGGCCCGGUUCAUGUCUCGUGGAUAGUCCGCCUUGGCAUCGGUGUUGUCGUCGCCUGUCAUCCGUGUCUCGCAGUGAGUCAGCUCGAGGGCGAUGUGGUCGAGAUUGGCGGGAGCGUGCCGCCCGGUACACGCGCCUUUGCAGUGGUGGAGGACGGCUAUGAGGUCGGCGACCACCGUGUGUUGGUGCUUGACGAGUGGAUGUCGGCUUGACCGAAGUACUGGGCCACCAGCAUGGCGAGACAGUCGACUCGUGGAAGGACCUCGUCAGGUCGGGCCUCAAUCACCCGCAGCAGCGCCCGCAACAGGGCUCGCAGCGCUGCCACCGUGUCCGAACCAAGCGGCGGCGGGUGGAUGGCCACCAGCAGAGCCCAUGCCCAAACUAGCGCCUCUCCUUCGCUUGCCACCUGUUUGGUGA
Thecamonas trahens ATCC 50062 is the source of this 2338-nucleotide messenger RNA. RefSeq names its product restin. The transcript is spliced from 2 exons. Bases 1 to 2133 code for a protein of 710 amino acids. The record is from RefSeq and is a predicted model, not a curated record. NCBI's taxonomy places the organism in Eukaryota, Apusomonadida, Apusomonadidae.